AUGGAGUCUAAAAACAUAAUAGCAAACAACACGGAACCGCAUGAAAUCAGAAUAGCUCGACGUCGUCGAAAACGAUCACAGGAACUAUAUAUACACGGAAUACCAUCGAGCAGCAACACUGAAAAUGCAGAGUUGCUAAGAUCUAAACGUAGAACAGUGGACUCUAAUGGAGAAAUUUCCAUCCAAAGUUCUGAUGGGCCAGAUCUACCUCCUAUCUGCUGUCCGUACGAACUUUCUACAAAUGGUGGAAUAACGUUACCUCCUAUCCGGUCAGUAGUUCCCAUUGGUUCAAGCAACAUCACAAAUGACAUUCCAGUAAUUGACCUCACGAAAUCACCACCAUCUCGAUCUUCACCGCUUCGCCCAUCAAUACAUAAUACAACGCAGCAAAUUAUCAUCGAUUUAACUUCUUCACCUAUAAUUGACCCAACUCCAACUCGGAGAGGAUAUCCAGAAUCAUCUCACGAAGUCAUAGUAAUCGAAGAUGAUACACCUAAUACUUCUCCAUAUAAUAGAAGCAGAGAAUUAUCAUCCCCAGAAAAUGUCAUUCAAGAAACUCUAUCAUUUGCUUUCACAUCAAGUAGAACUCCGGAGGUAAGCUUCGAAAAUGCAAUUCAUGAAACUCCGUCAUCCACAUUUACUUGUUUUACGGCAAGUGGAACUUCGGAGCGAAGCCAAUUAGAAUUUGCAAAUUUACGUCCUUCACCCAGAAAUGACAUAUUAAAUGAUAGACCAACUCCUGUUUUGGAAUAUUACGAUGGUACAAAUGUAUCCGCUCAAAUUCCUUUAGAUAACGGAAGAAAUGUAGGAGAUGGUACUCAAGGUUCUACAAACCAAAUUUUUUCAAAUUCUCCACUGACAAUAGCAAACUUGACUAGAGAUACAAGAGAUUCAAUACUCUAUCAUCCAAAAGAUCCAAUUUAUCCGUUCCCAUCCUUCCAUAAUUACAGAAACAAUCAAUCAGAUAAUAUUCCAUCAUCUUCACUGCUUCAUAAUCAAGGAGAUAAUACUCCUCCACUUCAUCAAACUCCAUCUUUCCAUCAGAGAGAUAAUACUCCACCAUUCCAUAAUCAGAGGGAGAGUACCCAGAGAAGUAGUACUCCACCAGUCCUUUAUCACCAUAGUACUCCACCGCUCCUUUAUCAUACUCAUCAGGCACCACCGCCUAUUCAUCUAUCUACCACGAUAGAUUUAAGAGAAAGAAAAAUCACUCCACCACAUUUAAUAAGUCUUCAAAACGCUCUUCCACAAGGAGGGCUUGUGUCUUCAUAUCCCCCCAAUUCACAAAUAAAUUUAUCAUCAAAACCUCUUAAAGUCAAAUGUUCCAUUUGCCUUGAUCCACCACAUGAUGUUGCAUCAACAAGUUGUGGUCACAUUUUUUGUUUCGUAUGUAUUAGUAUGGCAGUGAAAACACAAAAAAUGUGUGCUCUCUGCAGGAAACCACUUAAAAGAAGACAAAUCAAACGCCUUGAAUUUAAGGUUAAAAAUUGA
This is a messenger RNA of Diversispora eburnea, 1491 nucleotides long. Lineage: Eukaryota; Fungi; Glomeromycota; Glomeromycetes; Diversisporales; Diversisporaceae. The record is from the annotation of a GenBank genome assembly.